CAACAAAUAAAGAAGAGAGAAAUAAGUUCUGUGGGGAGGGGAACUAACUUCAGGAAUAGACAAGUUCAGAACGAGGAAAGCGCGAGGGCGGAGCUUGUGGGCAGCACGGGUACCAACCUCUGUACCCGCCGGUGCUCUGCACGAAUGUACGUGUGAGCAGUCUGGGAUUCCACACAGAACCAAGCUUCGAUCGAUCGAUUGACAUUUCCGAAGAAUGUGCAGCUGAAUCAUGUGCGAGAAGGAUUUAAAUUUCGGUUGAUCCUGCGAUUGUGAGAAGUGAUUCGAGAUACUUUUUCUCCCGUUUUGUAGGAGAGAUGCAGAGAGCAUUUUCUGCCCUUGUGGGUCGGUCAUCCCGCAGGCUGUCCACGCAGAUUUUAGGUGUAGCCAGUUCACCCGGCAGCUGUGCUCCAUCUAGCAGGAGUGAUCCAUCGUCUUCGUCUUUCGUCUGGCGAUCUGCAAGACAAUUUUGUGCUAGCGAUGGAUCCCAAGCUAGCCCUCCCUCAGCUGAAGGAGACAAAGCGGCGGCAGAAAAACCAGUGAAAAGGAAGAAGCUCAGUAAGAAGGAGCGCUUUGGUAAAUACGAUCAGGAGUUCGAAGAUGAGAUGGCACAGGUUCCAAUUGAUGAGAGCGUAGAACAUCUAUACGAUACACGACCAAUCGUCGAGAAAUGGAUGGGUCAUCCAACUUUCUAUGAUAUGAUUUCAGAGGACGCCUAUCCGAAGGGAGAAGCACCCAAGGGCGAACCCCCUGGAGAAGGGCCAAUUUUGAGGUGGGAAACUCGAGUAGUUUUGAGUCCUGGAGGUGAAGCCUUUCAUCCAGCAAAUCGAAAGGUCAAAGUUUCGGUGUACGUGAAGGAGCUGGAGCUUACUCCGAUACAAAAGGAGAGGCUGCUAGCCAUGGUUGGGAAACGUUACAAUCCUAACAAGGAUGAACUUACCAUAGUCAGUGAAAGAUUUGAGGCUCGCGAAGAAAACCGGAAGGAUGUCAUGAGAAUAUUAUUGGAUUUGAUCGAAGAGUGCAAGAAAUCAGAUGAGGUGGUGGAAGGGGCGCAGCAAAUAUAGAAAGGCAAUAAUAGUUGUUCUUCAUGUUAAGCUGCGCUUUAAGCUGUGGCUCUCAGUUUUGACCAGGAGGUUUUUUCUCUUUCAAUCCUCCCAAAUUCAUCUAUUAAAGAUUUGGUUCUCGUUUGGUCUAGUCAUAUAACUUCGUGAUGGAUAUCAAUUUGCUCAGUUCACACAGAGUUACAGCUUUUCAGAAAGUUCAGAUGUUCCUCAUUUGGUUCACCAGACCAAUGGUUUUUGCAUUUUCCAAAUCCUCUGAUACUAUCUGGGAGACGGUGACAUGUAAAGCGGGAACCGUGAUUAUUCAAUUUAUUUUGUAUCAAGGUUUUGAUGGAGCACUUGAAACAUGGGUACACUAUGUGUUACUGUUUCAUGUACGCACGAAGAGAAGAGUACUCUCCAAACAAGUGUAUUUGCAGCUCUGACCGUUAACUUGACGCCAAGUCUCACUGG
Molecule: messenger RNA, 1511 nt
Organism: Marchantia polymorpha subsp. ruderalis
Lineage: Eukaryota; Viridiplantae; Streptophyta; Marchantiopsida; Marchantiales; Marchantiaceae
Source: the annotation of a GenBank genome assembly